Otolemur garnettii (small-eared galago) is the source of this 5160-nucleotide messenger RNA. RefSeq names its product WD repeat domain 97 (gene WDR97). The record is from RefSeq and is a predicted model, not a curated record. Gene Ontology annotation, molecular function: protein binding. The transcript is spliced from 24 exons. Lineage: Eukaryota; Metazoa; Chordata; Mammalia; Primates; Galagidae. Bases 7 to 5031 code for a protein of 1674 amino acids.
ACCUGGAUGCUGCAUGGGGACUGGGAUUGUGGUGGGGGCGGGGCCAACGUCUGGUAUCCCAGCAACAGCGCUGAGCCCGCUGGGUACCGACCUGUUGAGUCAGGACCCGUCACGGAGAUGGAGGCACAAGUGUUGGACUCAAGCAGAUCCUUUUCAGAAGGAGAUUAUCCGAUUCUGGACCCGGACCUGUAUGACACAUACAGCUUUGACAUCCCAGACCCUGGUCUUCUCGUGGAAAAGAAUGAGUUGUCUUUCACGGAGCCGCCGCAGGUCCUUCCACUCUUUACUGGCAGCCAGCAGUGGCAAGGCAAGUCACCGAGUGCCCGCGCCCGCCAACUGUGGCUGCUUCUGCGUGGACGCCUCCACGACAUCGUCGAGAAGGAGAAGACAGCCGAGCUGCAUGUGGCCAGCCUUACGCACGGGCUGGAGCCGCUGCGCCACCUGGAGGUGGCGGCUGGGCUGCGUUCCGUGGCACCCGACCCCGUGGGCGGACGCUUCGUGGUGCUGGACUGCGCGGGCCACCUGCACCUGCACAGAGAGGAUGGCUGGGCUCAAGAGAAGCUCCCGGCACCUGUGGCACUUACGGGGCUGGUGGCAGUGCUGGGCCCGCUGGGUGCUGUGGGUCGCUUUGUAGGCUGGGGCCCUGUGGGGCUGGCCAUCCUAGGGCCCAGCUUCAACCUGCUGUGGCUGAGCCAGCCAGGUGUGGGUGGGGCGCCAGGAUGCGAACCUACCUGCUGCCUGCCGGCACCCGACUGGGGGCUGCUGCUUGUAGCCCAUGUGAGCGGCAGCUUGGCGCUCUGGAAAUUCCGCUCAGGUGGUCGCCGCCUGGUGCUGCGUGGGCUACCCCUGCAACCGCCACCAAGCCCAGCUGGCCAACUCAAGUGUCUGGCUCUGGGACCAGCACCUCCCUAUGAGGUCCGGUGCUGCUUCGCAGCCUGUGGUUCCGCCGUGCUCACCUUUGAUCUGCAGAUGUGGGCUCUCGUAGAUGUGCGCAGGGACCUGCACAAAACCACCAUCUCAGACCUGGCUUACUGUGAAGAGGUAGAGGCAAUGGUGACAGCUUCCCGGGACAGCACAGUGAAGGUGUGGGAGGCCGACUGGCAGAUCCGGAUGGUGUUUGUGGGCCACACAGGUCCAGUGACGGCACUGGCUGUGCUCCCGAACACUUCCCUGGCACUGUCGGCCUCACAGGAUGGGACGCUACGUACAUGGGACUUGCGGGCAGCGGCACAGGUGGGCGAGGUGGGGCUAUGCUACUGGGGCCAGGACGCGCGGUCAGGGCGCGUGAGUCACUUGUUGGCACCUGUAGGCCCUGGCUGGCCUGUGCUCUCAGUGUGUACAAACAGUGUGGAGCUGUGGCGCGUGCGAGAGCUUUACUCGCCACUGGCCCAUCUGCCCGCACCAGUGCUCCAUCUGCAGGUGGCGCCAACGCUUCCGGCGCCCAUGCACCCGUCGCUUCCCACGCGCCUUGUGUGCGCCUGCGCCGAUGGCUCAGUCAACCUGGUGUCCGCUGCGACUGGACGCACAGUGAGCGCGCUGCUGCUAGGACCCGAAGACUGCGCAGCUGCGGUGGCCUACUGCCUUCCGUGCGAGGUGCUCUGGCUGCUGACGCAGGCCGGGCACCUGGUGCGAGCCAACGCAGCCCUCAAUCCCAUGCUCGUGCUGCACCGGGUGCAGCCGCCGCCUCCCCAGGCACCACGGCCCUGCUGCCUGCACCUGUACAGCCACCUCACAGACCCUGGCAGCGCGUUUGCCUCUUGGGAGCUUGUGCGCCAGAACAGGGGCGAGCCGCACCGCAGCACUGUGGCCUGGGCCUGGAAAAACAAGAACCGGUUCUUGCCGGUGGUGGGGCACACUGACGGCACGCUGUCGGUGCUUGAGUGGUUCUCCUCCGAGAUUGUGUUCCACACCAAGGCUCACAGCCCGGGCCCGGUCACCGCUAUUGCAUCCACCUGGAACAGCGUCGUGUCUUCAGGCGGAGAUCUGACGGUGAAGAUGUGGCGAGUCUUCCCCUAUGCCGAGGAGAGUCUGAGCUUACUGCGCACCUUCUCCUGCUGUCACCCAGUCAUGACACUCUGUGCCCUUGGCAAACGUGUCACUGUAGGCUUUGAGGACCCAGACAGUGCCACCUACGGCCUGGUACAGUUUGGCCCAGGUGACAGCCAGAGAUUCGACCACCGGCCCCAAGAUGACCCCACGGACCACAUCACUGGCCUGUGCUGCUGCCCCACGCUCAAGCUGUACGCCUGCUCCAGCCUGGACUGCACUGUCCGCAUCUGGACCGCCAAGAACCGCCUGCUGCGGCUCCUGCAGCUGAACAGUGCCCCUCAGGCCCUGACCUUCUGCAGCAACAGUGGAGACUUGGUGCUGGCACUGGGCUCCCACCUAUGCCUGGUAUCCCAUGGGCUCUACCUGCCCACAUCCUACCUGGUUAAGAAACUGUGCGGGAAGGCUCCUGACAUGGUAGAUGACCCUCCACUGCCGUUGACCAGCCAGCAGUCGCUGACCUCUGCCCAGCUGCAGAGGCUUGCCAGCCUACAUGGGGAAGCCAGCCUCAGUGCUGCCUUGUCCUUCAUCCAUCAUGAGAUGGUCCCUCCUCAGCAACCAGUGGCGAAGGAGGACUUGGAAGCUCUAGUGGCCCGGGAUCAAGACCUUCAGCAGCUGAGGGUGGGGCUGGUGGUCCCAGCAGACCGGCCCCCACCCUCCUGGCAGCAACGCCAGGAAGCCUUUGACAAUUACCUACACCUGAUCUAUGGCACCAGCAUGCUGGGCGUGCAGUCCGGAAAGGAGUCCUGGCAGUGGAACACUGGGAACCUCACAGUGGAGAGAGAGAUCUGGAACAUGUGUGCCCUGCCCAGAGCUGCCCCCUGUCUCUGGCAGGCUGGGGUCAGCCCUGAAACCCAGACACUACCAAUAUCCCUGCCCCCUCAGGACCUAGGGACCCUAGGCCAGCGCUAUGCCCGCCCUCCUCGAGUCACCUUGCCCAUCCCACCCACCCACCGAAGGGUGCAUAGCAGGGCCUCACGGCUUCUGGCUCGCUCCUCCCUAUGCCACGACCUGGGUCUAAGCCUGGAUCUGCAGCUACAGUGGGAGCAGCUCCAAGGGUGGACGACCACAGCUCAGUACCCACCAUCUUCCCACCUGAGGCACAGGGUCCCCCUGCUGCUGAAGAGACGGCCCAAGGAGCCUCUCUCUAACUUUGGGGGCUUCUUUCCUGCCACCGCACAACCCUACAAGUAUCCGCUGCCCAUCAGCUUCCCAGGCUGCGUGCCCAACUCUGUGGUGCUGCAGAAGAUGUGGCUGCCUGGAGAGGUCAGCUGCCCAAGCUCCCUCGCCUGGCUCACGCCCCAGAAGAGAUGUAAGUCGAGUACCAGCCAGGAUGACCUAUGGCUGCAACGGCACAGUAGGCAGUUUCGCACCCAGUGGCAAAAGGAAAUCACCUCGUGGUUUGGGGAGGGGGUUGGGGAGGAGGAGGGAGAGGAGGAAAAUCUGGACCUGGAGGAUGACUGGAUCUCGGAACAGCAGCUAAAACCCCAAGAACUGGUUCCUGGAGAGGGCUCUGCAGAUUUAACCCUGGAGCCCUCACACUCCCCCGAAGCUGCCAGGACUGAGACCAGAUGGAAAUACUACGGGCAUGAGUCUUGGGAAGAGUACUUAGGACAUUUGCCCAGGUUCCUGCAUUUUUUCGUCUGCCAGGACUGGUUCAAAAGGCUGUUCCCCAACUUCAGCCUGGAGGCAUACCCUGACAUGGCCAGAGUGGAGGGCCUGGUGUCAGCACUCCUGGACCUGCUGAAAGAGGCCACGUGGGAGGACCGAGUGCACAUUUUGCAUGCGCUGCUGCGGCUGCUUCCCGACAUGAGCAGCACCCUCCAAGGGCAACUGCAGGACACCGUCCUGUACUUGCUUAACCUGGACCAGCCUCCCAGCUUUCAGGACCAGACACAGAAGCAGUUUGUGAUGCUGGCGCUGCAGCUGCUUCUGGCCUGUUCCCUGGAGACCCGAGAUGUGGUGCUGGAGCUUAUGACCUACUACCUCUACUCACCAGCCCCCUGCCUGCCAGAGAUCAAGAAGGUGCUGGACGGGCUAGGCCUAUGGGACCCAGAGGACUUCCUGUUCAAGGAGCUGCUGACCUGGGUCCAAGGCCGUAACUUAGAGUCUAAGGCUGCACUGCGUAGGCGCUGCUCCCAGAAGCUGGAGGACCUGAUCCAGAAGCUGCAGCAGGUGGACACCGUGCAGGCACCAACUAUAGCCCAGUUGUCUACAGUGCUGUCCAGGAUUUCAGAUGAUACCUUGGUGGCACUUUCUGCUUCCAAGGAGACUGCAGCAUUGCAGGCUUUGAUGUUUCCCAGGCCACUUGCAGGCACCUCAUUGACACCUUCAGUCACCUCAUGGUCUCCCUCCAGCAUCUCUGAGAGGCUCUCACAUGCCUUGGAGAUGCCUGUGCUGGCGUUCUCACCUGCAGAGCCAGAUGCAACUGCUCUGCAGACAUACACCCGGCGCAAGCUCUCGAAUAUGCUGCAAACCUUCCCUGCAGUGCCCCAGACCCGAGCCCGCUCCUCUGUGCCGUUGAUGCUACCUGACCAGCUGCUGCCGCUAGAGAAGACGGACUGGUCACGGUCACAGAUGCUGGACCUAGGCCUCAUUGACAUGCUCAAUUUAUUCUGCCUGCAGCAACGGGUGUGGCAGCAGAGUUUGAACAAGGAGACUGCAUUCCCACGCCUGCCAGGGCCCAACACAGUGGUGCCACCUCCCCGCGCUCAGUGGCGCCACCCCAUUCUCCGGCUUCAGGAGGUCAAGAAGGUUCCAGGCUCUAGGACGAGACUGAGGGGCCGGAUGCUGUCCAGGCUCUGUGCUGGCCACACCCUUGACGGCUCUAUCCGGAUGUUGAAGCUGCCACUGCCCCGAGUAGAACUGCAGCCUUUCCCGCCCGGCUGGCCCAGGCCCACCCGCUCUCGGCCCCCACUGCUCCUGCAGCCUGCCCUGCAGCGCUACUUCCUAUUGGAUGACACGGACCCUGACAGCUACCACUGAGCUAGCUGAUUGGCUGCCUGAUGCCCCCACCUUCCCUUACCUCCAGCGUUAGGAGUAGUACCUGCUGUAGAGCCUGUCAUUGGCCUUGACCAAGGCCCAGUGUAGAAUAAAGUCCAGGAGUUUCAGCAA